Lobosporangium transversale is the source of this 1614-nucleotide messenger RNA. RefSeq names its product IMP-specific 5-nucleotidase. The record is from RefSeq and is a predicted model, not a curated record. The transcript has 8 exons. The coding region runs from base 159 to 1511 and encodes 450 amino acids. Lineage: Eukaryota; Fungi; Mortierellomycota; Mortierellomycetes; Mortierellales; Mortierellaceae. Gene Ontology annotation, biological process: nucleotide metabolic process; nicotinic acid riboside biosynthetic process; inosine salvage. Gene Ontology annotation, molecular function: magnesium ion binding.
CCAAUAUUUAAGACUCUUUGGAAAACAUCUGGGGCUCCUUCUUUCUUCUUUCUUUUGUAUGCUUCUUGUUUUUGUAUAUUAUAUCCAGUCUUGUACACCAUCACCUUCAUUACACACUCUCCACAGUUCCUACUGAAUUCUCUUGGCGCCACCUCAAUAUGACAUCCUCCUACAGAAUCAACUAUCAAUUGCGUGCUCAUAAACGCGAUCCUCUUAUCGAGUUUAUCAAAGGCUUGCUUCUCACGCCUUUCGUUUUACAUGCUAAACCUCGUAAGCCGGUCCUAACCCCAUCUGACGCUAGGGGUGGUAGCCAACAGGGACCAGAAGCCGGUAAUGGGGAUGAAGAUAAUAAUGAUUAUCAGGAGGAAGAAAAACCUAUGGUUGAUGCCAAUCUUCAGCGCUACCUUGAGAUAAUGAAGUCGGUCGAGGCCAUGAUCGAAGAACAUCGUCGGAAAGUCCGUAAAGGCGUGCCUGAGCACUCACGGUUGCACAGGAUAGUACCGUCAGUCGCGUCUUUUUUCACACCAUUGCCCCUGGAAGCCGCUUUUUUGAAUGCGAAUGCAAAACAUUCCAUUGCAGCUAGGCGGUUCGUUCCUCCAAGCUUUAACGAUAUCAGAAGGAUCUUGAACACAGCUCAAGUCAUGGCGAUCGCACCUACCCUUAAAUUGAUCACCUUUGAUGGUGAUAUGACUUUGUACGAUGAUGGUACCUGUUUCACCGAAACCUCGUCUUUGAUCCCACUUUUGAUUACAUUGAUACGUGCUGGCCUCAAUGUCGCUAUUGUCACCGCAGCCGGCUAUCCUGGUGAUGCCAGUAAGUAUGAAGAGCGUCUGGGAGGCCUUCUACGCAGUUUCCGCAACCAUAAGUUGUCAGAGAAGCAACUGGAGAGAUUCUACGUCCUUGGAGGCGAGUGUAACUACCUCUUCCGCUGUGGAUGGAAAAAGGGUGGGGCUACUGAGGAAGGCGUCGUAGGACUCACUUACAUCGUGCCAGAAAUGUAUCAGCCAGCUGAUAUGCUUGCCUGGAAGUCUGAAGAUAUUCAAGAAUUGUUGGAUGUGGCUGAAGAGAACUUGAGGCGUUGCGUCUCUAACAUGAACCUUAAGACUACCGUCCUACGUAAGCUGCGUGCUGUAGGUAUUGUCCCUCUCGAGGGCGCCAAGAUUGCGCGUGAACAACUGGAUGAAUGUGUGCUUUCGACCCAACAACGCCUAUUGGAGUACCAACAAAUGUCCGGCCCUUCCAAAGUCGCUAUCCCCUUCUGUGUCUUUAAUGGUGGAAGUGAUGUCUUUGUUGAUAUUGGUAAUAAGUUAAUUGGCGUUCAGGUACUCCAAAGUUAUCUUGGGACUGCACCCGAUGCCACUGUUCACGUUGGUGAUCAGUUCUUGUCAACUGGAAAUGAUUUUGCUACACGUUCCAGCUGCUGUACCCUCUGGAUUGUCAGUCCAGAGGAGACGGAAGGUGUCUUGAAGGAACUGACUCCUCUUUUGACCUUCCCUUCAGAGACCGAGUAAAAAAGCACUCUGGAUAAUUGUUCGCCUCUAUUGUCUAAUUAUUUUCUAAUUUGUUAAUGUUGCCAUCAGUCCUUGUCAAUAAAAAGUAAAGACAUAUUGAAAU